AUUUUUGUUAUUGUUUUCUUAUAACGAGGCCAUACAUAGAGGAUCAUAGAUAGUGACACGCGAUAAACACCCAAAAACUUUUGUCAUCGUGCCUAAUUCUAGUAUCUUCGGAUCCAAGUUUUGUAGAGAGAGAAACGAGGUCACAGCUUGCUGGUUCCCACACCCCACCCUAGUUGACUUGUCAUCACCUUCCGAAGACUUGGUCGCUCAUCAACUCGUGCUGCCCACGGCUUUCUCCGUCCCCUCCGAUAUCAAUUCUCACCUUCAUCACCAACGUCAACCUCUGUUUAAAUCUCUCAACCUCCUUCCAGUCUUCUCCACAACUCAGUAGUUUUCUCUCUCUCUCUCUCUCUCUCUCUCUCUCUCUCUCUUUCUCUCUCUCUCUUGUCUGUCUUUCUCCCGGAAUCAAAAGCAAUGAAGAAAAUUGUAGUGAGGCUGGAUCUACACGAUGACAAAGACAAGCGCAAGGCUUUGAAGACGGUAACCUCGCUGACAGGGAUCGAUUCAAUCGCGAUGGAUAUGAAGGAGAUGAAGCUUACAGUGGUGGGGGCUGUGGACCCCAUCGAUGUGGUCACGAAGCUAAGGUGUGAAGUGGGCGGAGGCGUCGGCGGUGGUGGGGGCGCAAAGGAGGGGGGCGGCGGCGGCGGCGGCGGUGGAGGCGCGGAGAAGAAAAAGGAUCCGAACGAACAAAUAGCAGAGUUGGUAAGAGCCUACCAAGCCUACAAUCCCUAUAUGACGACGCAUUAUGUCGUCCAUAGCGCAGAGGAGAACCCAAACGCAUGCGUCAUUUGCUAAUUAAUAGAACUUUUAUUUAUAUCAUUUUUGCUGCACAAAGUUUUCCAAAAAAAAAAAAAAGAUUGUAAAUAAGCGUUAGAGGAUGUUAAUGCUCCGUGGACUUCUACGCACCAAAAAAAAAUGUCGAAAUGAUUAUCAAAAAGCGAUUUUUUUUUUUCUUAGGUACUGUAAAUAGUGCGACAUAUUAAUAGGAUUAGAAGAGAUUAAUGCUCGAAGAGCUAGAUUUAUUGUUAUUUGUAAUUGUAAGACUUUUUUGUAAGCUAUAUGUAUUAAAAGAUAAAUGCUCGAUUGAUUGAGCUAAAAAUUUCUAUGCAGGAUUCGCAUGUGACAGUUUCUUUCUAUUUCAGCUAAGAUUUCACAGAGAGCAUCUAGAGUUUAAAGUUUCCUCCAUUAAUAAUUGUAAUCUGGGGAUUACAGUUAUGUUUUGGAAUGAAAAGCAAAUGAAUAGAAAUGUUGGUGCAGCUUAGAUGAGUGGCUGCAGAUUAAUAACUGACUUAUCAAUUAUUUGGUUUUCAGUUUCUUUCCUAAAAGAAGUUCUAAAAAGCUGUGUAACGAUUGUUAGCUGUG
Molecule: messenger RNA, 1362 nt
Organism: Phalaenopsis equestris
Lineage: Eukaryota; Viridiplantae; Streptophyta; Magnoliopsida; Asparagales; Orchidaceae
Product: heavy metal-associated isoprenylated plant protein 39-like
Exons: 3
Coding region: 415-795 (126 amino acids)
Molecular function (GO): metal ion binding
Source: RefSeq, a predicted model, not a curated record